AUGAGAUUUCUGGGUUAUGCACUGCUGUUGCUUACAGCAGCGGCUUUGGCCAACGCAGCAGUUGGACGCAGCGAGGAUGAUGAGGCAUCGCCGCAGAGGUACCGCCUGUUCAAGCGCAGCGCCGUUGCCGAGGGCAGAACCCUGUCGCAGCUGCUGUCGCUGAAGGGCACCUCGACCACGACAACAACUCCAUCGGUCACCUCAUCAACUCCGACAACGCCCCCGUCAUCGGCUCGUGGCUACAAUGACGACGACGAUGAGCCUGCUGAUGAGCAAGACGUGGACGUCGACGAUGAUGACUAUGAGCUGGAUCGCCUGCACGCCGACGAUGAUGAAUUGGCCGCCUAUGAGCUGAACAGCCUGACACGCCGUGGCAGCAGCCGCCCAGUACCGGCCAGCAACCAGCUGUCCGACAGCACACGCCUGCAAGCCUACGAGCUGCGCCGUCAGACGGAGCAGAACAAGCUACUGCGCCAGCGCAUCCAGUUCCUGCGCCGCCAGAGCGCCCAGACUCGCCGUCGUGCCCAACGCGCCCGUAAGCAGCAGCGCCGCCGCAACAAGAACAAUCGCCGUCGCUUGAGCCGCAGGAAUCGCCGCAAUCGCCGUCGCGCCAACACUCGCAAUCGCCUUGCCAGACGCCGCCAGAGAAGGAACCGUCGUCGCAAUUAG
Molecule: messenger RNA, 669 nt
Organism: Drosophila virilis
Lineage: Eukaryota; Metazoa; Arthropoda; Insecta; Diptera; Drosophilidae
Source: RefSeq, a predicted model, not a curated record